This is a messenger RNA of Eutrema salsugineum, 1395 nucleotides long. RefSeq lists its product as uncharacterized. Lineage: Eukaryota; Viridiplantae; Streptophyta; Magnoliopsida; Brassicales; Brassicaceae. The transcript has 5 exons. Bases 1 to 1395 code for a protein of 464 amino acids. The record is from RefSeq and is a predicted model, not a curated record.
AUGGCUUCAAUUGAUUUUGUUGCAAUCCCAGCUGCCGCUAACUAUGUCACAUUCGAUGAUUUACGCUUAGGUCGCUCUUCUCAGGAAAUUGUUGGCCGCCUUCUCCGUUUCUGGGAUGCGAAGAAUAUCAAAAAAGAUGGGGAGUUCAUGGGCAUCGUCCUCCUCCUGUUGGAUGAGAAGAACUCAGUCAUACAUGGAUUCAUACCAGCUGUCCGUGCAAGCCAAUACCGUCAGCAGUUACGAGAAGGCCUCAUCGUCAAACUCACCGACUUCGAAGUGGGCCGAUGCACAAACCUUUACAAAAUCACAGACCACCCUUUUGUGAUCCGUUUUCUACCUGGGACCACAAUUUCCGACGUCUCAGAUGUUGGGCGGUCAAUUGCAAAAGAAAAAUUCAUGCUACGGAAGCUAGACCACCUCCAAGCUUUGGCAAACACCAAUCUUGAACUUCCUGAUGUUGUUGGCCAAAUCCGUUUUGUUCAAGGCUCCAACCUAAGAGACGCUUCUUCCACGCAACGUCUGGUCGUCCGAUUCCAAAUUGAUUCAUCUGUUACUGUAUCUCUUUCACUCUGGGAUGACAACAUUGAAAUUGACGAUGCCUUGAUGCUUCCAGAAACAAAUAAUCCACUAGAGGUGCUAUGUCAAUCAGUCUUUCCAUAUUUUGGAAAAGCAUACCAAGAUUUGACCAAGCUUCGAGAAUCUGCUAUUUUAACACCACGGAAUGAAACGGUCGAUGAAAUCAACGCUUAUCUACUAUCUAAAGUACCAGGACCACAGAAAGAGUACUUAAGCGGUGACAGUGUUGGACAAGAUGAAGCAUAUGCAGGAGGAUUUGAGAUGACUUAUCCUUUGGAAUAUUUGAAUGCAUUAGAGUUCCCAGGUUUACCAUCACAUCGGCUGUGCCUAAAAGUUGGUGUUCCAAUCAGGCUUCUAAGAAAUCUAAACCCAAAAGAAGGGUUAUGCAAUGGAACAAGGCUUAUUGUCACUCGACUGGGAGAGAAAGUAAUCGAAGCAGAGAUACUUUCAGACCAAGCAGAAAGAAAAAAAGUGUUGAUCCCUAGAAUUAUUCUAUCCCCUAGAGAUUCUGAGCAUCCAUUCACUCUAAAACGGCGGCAGUUUCCAGUUCGAAUUUGCUAUGCAAUGACUAUUAAUAAAAGUCAAAGACAAACCUUGAACACAGUGGCAUUAUAUUUGCCUAACCCCGUAUUCACCCAUGGGCAAUUAUAUGUCGCCUUAUCAAGAGUCACUUCACCAAAGGGUCUUACAAUCCUAGACACAACAAAAAACAACAGAUGGAGAAGAUAUGUCACAAACAUUGUCUACAAAGAAGCAUUCAGAGAUCUGCCAACAAGUUCAGGUACGUAUUCUGUUAAAAGCAAUUUAGUGACCAAAUAA